UUGUUUGUUUCCUGUGGGGCGAACGCGAGCGCGGCGCCGGCGUACGAGAUGACGGCGGCGGCGGGCGCGGGCGGCGUGUACGAUGGCGGGCUGCUGGUCGCUGCCCACGCGCCCGCCCAGCCGCCCGCGCCGCUCUCGCACGCGCACCACCAUCACCACGACCCGCGCAAGAGGAAGAGCCAGCACUAUUGCCCGGAGAGCUACGAAAUGCCGCAUUGUGAAACGCCGCAGGCCUCUGCGUCGACUCCAUCGGUUGGAGACCCCGCCUGCGCGACAAGAAAAAGAAAACCAUCCUCUUACGGCACGGGCAGCACGUGUGAUGAUGAUGGCACCGACGAAACGCGCUCCACACGUACACUUCCUGAUAAAAAACAGAAUCACAGCGAGAUCGAGAAGCGUCGUCGCGACAAGAUGAACACCUACAUAUCGGAGCUGAGCGCGAUGAUACCCAUGUGCGGUGCAAUGGCCCGCAAGCUUGAUAAGUUGACGGUGUUGAGGAUGGCGGUGCAGCAUCUGAGGUCCGUUAGAGGAGCUCUUGCUGCCGGCCCUUUGACCGCACGCCCGUGUCCCGCUUUUCUCUCAGAGCGCGAGCUCAACUCCCUUGUCCUUCACGCAGCCCACGAUGCGUUUCUCUUAGUAGUGGGAUGCGAUCGCGGCCGUCUGCUAUACGUUUCGAAAUCUGUGAGCAGAACGUUGAAUUUCGACCAGUCGGAAUUACUGGGGCAGAGCUUGUUCGACAUUUUGCACCCAAAAGAUGUUGCGAAGGUGAAGGAGCAGCUCUCCUCGUCAGAUCUCAGUCCUCGGGAGCGCCUCAUUGAUGCCAAAACGAUGUUGCCAGUGAAGGCGGAUGUGAUCGCGGGCACUUCGCGUCUGUGUCCGGGUGCAAGGCGCUCGUUUUUCUGCCGUAUCAAGUGCCGCCCUCCAGUCAACCCUCCCGCUGCAACAUCUACGACCGCUCCAGACCCCCAUCCUGCCGCCAUCCCAGUCAAGGAGGAAACUAAUGAAGACACCAAAGUGAGGAAAAAGCAGAACGAGAAGAAGUACUGCGUCGUACAAUGCACUGGAUAUCUCAAGUCCUGGACACCGGUGGAAAUGGAGGGGGAAGGUGCCAUUACUGGUGAUGCUGUUGAAGAAGAAACAAGUAGCCUCUCCUGUCUCGUAGCUCUAGGACGUGCUUUAACCGACCUUACUCCCGUCCUCAUUCAGCCAGCGCCGACGCCGGCGCCGGCGCCGCCACCGUUUAGACGUCUCCAAUACAUUUCCAGGCAUGCCAUGGAUGGCAAGUUCCUUUUUGUUGAUCAGAGAGUGACACUAGCUCUCGGCUUUUUACCACAAGAGCUACUAGGCACAAGUUUGUACGAGUACGUGAGUGCCCCCGAAUUGACUGCAGUCGCUCGCACUCAUAAGGCGGCCAUCCUGCGACAAGACUCCAUGCACACGCCCCCAUACAGUUUCAGAAAAAAAGAUGGCACUUCAGCGCGGAUUACUACGCAUUUCAAGCCGUUCAGGAAUCCGUGGACGAAAGACGUGGAAUACCUCGUAGCGAACAACACUGUGGUGACGGAGUCGUAUGCUCCUCCACAGCACGAGACCCACGUCACCUACGAUAUGUUCAAACAGCAAAAGGGCGACGCGGAGAUGCAGCGGCUGAUCGAUUCGCAGGUCGAGUCGCACAAAAUCGGCAGCGCGAUCGCCGAGGAAGCGUUUCGUCGACCCUCGACCGAUUUCUCGCCCGACCUGUCGGCCGAUUUGUUGCAGGAAACCACGUACAAUCAACAGACACCGCUCGUUGAUAAUAUCCUUGGCGUGGAUAUGGGCAACUACACUCAAAUCCGCAACAAUGUACAACUCAGUGCCGCAGGUGUGGAGAACUCUUCACCGCCAACCGUUGCCAGCGAUUGUCUUCCUCCUACGACAUCUCCUCCCGCUUCCCCGUCUCUCCCCUCGGCAGGCCUCGAUGGAAACGGAGAGGCUGCAAUGGCCGUUAUAAUGAGCCUUUUAGAAGCCGAUGCUGGCCUUGGGGGAUCAGUCAAUUACUCUGGCCUGCCUUGGCCUCUACCAUAA
Parnassius mnemosyne (clouded apollo) is the source of this 2064-nucleotide messenger RNA. The record is from the annotation of a GenBank genome assembly. Lineage: Eukaryota; Metazoa; Arthropoda; Insecta; Lepidoptera; Papilionidae.